AUGACAACAGAACAAGAACCACUUUUAUUAUACUUAUUAGGAGAUUCAUUAACGGAAGGAUAUGUAGAUUUUGGUACAGAUUUUCAUUCAUAUAGUAUCAAUUUACAAAAAAGAUUCAAGCAAGCUGGAAUUGAAGUUGUUGUUAAAGAGGAAGGGGUAUCAGGUGAUCGCGUUCGUUCAAAAAAUAUGGAAAAAAGAUUAAGGAAAUUUUUGGGGGAAGUUUCGAAUAAAAAUCAAAGAGUUGACUGGGUUAUCAUAAUGGGAGGUACAAAUGAUCUGUUUACAUCGAGUGCGGAAAGCAUUUUUGAAGCUUUAAAAGGACUUUAUGACGUUUGUGAAGAAUAUAAUACCAAAGUUUUAGCAAUGUCUAUCAUUGAAUCUAGAGCGGCAUUGUCUUCGUCCAAAAAUAACGAUAAAAGGACAAAAAUCAAUGAAUUUAUUAAAGAUUAUGCAAAAACGAACGAAAAUGUUACGUUUUAUGAUUUAGCCAAGGAUCUACCAUAUGAAGAUAAUUUAGAUUGGGAUCUUGAUGGUCUUCAUUUGACAACCAGUGGAUAUGAUCGUAUGGGGGAUUUGAUUUUUGAAUCAUUAUAUAAAGAGAUUAAACCAAACUAA
Cetraspora pellucida is the source of this 615-nucleotide messenger RNA. Lineage: Eukaryota; Fungi; Glomeromycota; Glomeromycetes; Diversisporales; Gigasporaceae. The record is from the annotation of a GenBank genome assembly.